Molecule: messenger RNA, 3953 nt
Organism: Odobenus rosmarus divergens (Pacific walrus)
Lineage: Eukaryota; Metazoa; Chordata; Mammalia; Carnivora; Odobenidae
Gene: MAP3K13
Product: mitogen-activated protein kinase kinase kinase 13
Exons: 14
Coding region: 336-3236 (966 amino acids)
Biological process (GO): JNK cascade; protein autophosphorylation
Molecular function (GO): JUN kinase kinase kinase activity; protein homodimerization activity; ATP binding
Source: RefSeq, a predicted model, not a curated record
CCCUCCCUUUCUUUUUCAUGGCACACACCACAGCGAAGUCUGUGCGGAAUCCUAAACCGGCCCAAUUUACAUCCAUUCAUGAAUCUGUGACGUCAGCAAGCCUUUGGGCUUCUUUGCGGUGGGCUGGAGGAUUGUGUGGGUGGAAUCCCCCUCCCCCUUAUUUUUCUAAUUCUGCAAGGCUUUUUAAAUUAACCUUCCAUCUUUUUAAAGCAAGAAAAUGGAACGGCAUGUGUAGGAAUUCUUCAUUGUUGUUUUGGAGCCCUCUCUUCCAUCAGAAUUCUGUCCCAAUAAUUCUCUGAGUGUCAUCUCAGGACCCUGGGCACACUCAUGGCACCAUGGCCAACCCUCAGGAGCCCCUGAGCUGCUCCUCUUCCUCACACUUACCCUCGAGUGAAAGCAGAACCUCCAACGGACUACAAGAUGAACUCACACCUGUGGGGAGCCACCCAUCACCCAAGCUUCUUAAGGACCAGCAGGAAAAGGGGGUGGUGCAAACAGAGCUAACCGAGAGCAUGAACUGCCCCAUCACCACAACAGUGUUGACAAGCGUGAGUGAGGAUUCCAGGGACCAGUUUGAGAACAGCGUUCUUCAGCUAAGGGAACAAGAUGAAUCAGAGAUGGCCAUGUCUCAGGGGAACAGCAACACCAUGGAUGGAGAGAGCACAAGUGGAACUGAAGACAUCAAGAUUCAGUUCAGCAGGUCGGGCAGCGGCAGUGGUGGGUUUCUGGAAGGACUGUUUGGAUGCUUAAGGCCUGUCUGGAAUAUCAUUGGCAAGGCAUAUUCCACUGAUUACAAAUUACAGCAGCAAGAUACUUGGGAGGUGCCAUUUGAGGAGAUCUCAGAGCUGCAGUGGCUGGGUAGUGGAGCCCAAGGAGCUGUCUUCUUGGGCAAGUUCCGAGCGGAGGAGGUGGCCAUCAAGAAAGUGAGAGAACAGAAUGAGACGGAUAUCAAGCAUUUGAGGAAGUUGAAGCACCCUAACAUCAUCGCUUUCAAGGGCGUUUGUACUCAGGCCCCCUGUUACUGCAUCAUCAUGGAAUACUGUGCCCACGGACAACUCUACGAGGUUUUGCGAGCCGGCAGGAAGAUCACACCUCGAUUGCUAGUGGACUGGUCCACGGGAAUUGCAAGUGGAAUGAAUUAUUUGCACCUCCAUAAAAUUAUUCAUCGUGAUCUCAAAUCACCUAAUGUUUUGGUGACUCACACAGAUGCGGUAAAGAUUUCAGAUUUUGGCACAUCUAAGGAACUCAGUGACAAAAGUACCAAGAUGUCCUUCGCCGGCACGGUUGCAUGGAUGGCACCAGAGGUGAUACGCAACGAACCUGUCUCUGAAAAAGUCGAUAUAUGGUCUUUCGGAGUGGUGCUUUGGGAGCUGCUGACAGGAGAGAUUCCUUACAAAGAUGUAGACUCUUCGGCCAUUAUUUGGGGUGUUGGAAGCAAUAGCCUACACCUUCCAGUUCCUUCCACUUGCCCUGAUGGAUUCAAAAUCCUUAUGAAACAGACGUGGCAGAGUAAACCUCGCAACCGGCCUUCUUUCCGGCAGACGCUCAUGCAUUUAGACAUCGCCUCUGCAGACGUUCUUGCUACCCCACAGGAAACCUACUUCAAGUCUCAGGCUGAAUGGAGAGAAGAGGUGAAAAAACACUUUGAGAAGAUCAAAAGUGAGGGAACUUGUAUCCACCGAUUAGAUGAAGAACUGAUUCGGAGGCGCAGAGAAGAGCUCAGGCAUGCUCUGGAUAUUCGUGAACACUAUGAGAGAAAACUUGAGCGGGCUAAUAAUUUAUACAUGGAACUGAGUGCUAUCAUGCUGCAGCUAGAAAUGCGGGAGAAGGAGCUCAUUAAGCGUGAGCAAGCAGUGGAAAAGAAGUAUCCUGGAACGUACAAACGACACCCCGUCCGUCCAAUAAUCCACCCCAAUGCCAUGGAGAAACUCAUGAAGAGGAAAGGCACGCCUCAUAAAUCAGGGAUGCAGACCAAACGGCCAGAUCUGCUGAGAUCUGAAGGUAUCCCCAGUGUGGAGGUGGCUCCCGCUGCAUCCCCUUUGUCCGGAAGUCCCAAAAUGUCCACCUCAAGCAGCAAGAGCCGCUAUCGGAGCAAACCACGCCACCGCCGAGGGAAUAGCAGAGGCAGCCAUGGUGACUUUGCAGGGAUCUUGAAAAACCAGCCAGCGCAGGAAAAUUCACCGCAUCCCACUUAUCUACACCACGCUCCGUCCCAGUACCCUUCUCCCCAUCACCAUCAUCCUCCGCAGCGGCAGUACCAGCAAGCCCCUCCUGCCGUGUCUCAGAGUCACCAUCCCAGACUCAAUAUGCACGGACAGGACAUUGCGACCUGCGCCAACAACCUGAGGUAUUUUGGCCCAGCAGCAGCCCUACGGAGCCCACUCAGCAACCAUGCUCAAAGACAGAUGCCUGGCUCCAGCCCUGAUCUCAUCUCCACGGCCAUGGCAGCAGAUUGCUGGAGAAGCUCCGAUCCCGACGAGGGCCCAGCCGGCCCCUGGGGCUGUUGUCAGGCUGAGCCUUAUGAGCCCUGCCUCCAGUGCAGGCCAGAACAGUGUGGGUCCCUAGACAUACCCUCUGCUGAGCCAGUGGGGAGGAGCCCCGACCUUUUCAAGUCACCAGCACACAAUCCCCUCUCGGAAGAUGCCCAAGGUUCUGAGGAAAUGGAAGAAAAUGAAUUCAAAGGCUGUAGGUCUGCGUCAUCCCUUGGCAUCCCUCAUCACAUCACCCCCCCAAUGCUACCUCGAAACACAAGGCCCCUGCAAAAGAGUGGAGAUGACUCCUCAGAAGAGGAAGAAGGGGAAGUAGAUAGUGAAGUUGAAUUUCCACGAAGACAGAGGCCCCAUCGCUGUAUCAGCAGCUGCCGGUCGUAUUCCACCUUUAGCUCUGAGAAUUUCUCUGUGUCUGAUGGAGAGGAGGGAAAUACCAGCGACCACUCCAACAGUCCUGAUGAGUUAGCAGACAAACUUGAAGACCGCCUGGCGGAGAAGCUAGAUGACCUGCUGUCCCAGACGCCAGAGAUCCCCAUUGAGAUAUCCUCGCAUUCGGACGGGCUCUCUGACAAGGAGUGCGCUGUGCGCCGCGUGAAGACGCAGAUGUCUCUGGGCAAGCUGUGCGCAGAGGAACGUGGCUAUGAGAAUCCUAUGCAGUUUGAAGAAUCAGACUGUGACUCUUCCGAUGGAGAGUGUUCUGAUGCCACAGUUAGGACCAAUAAACAUUACAGCUCUGCUACUUGGUAAUGGAGGAAAACCCAUCCUGAAGAUCUCAUGACUAUACUGGCAUUUCAGAUCGUUCCCCCCUCCCCCCAGACUCUUUCCCCUCUCUCCUUGCUUUUUUGUCUGGGAAGAGAGCUGCCCCAUCUUUCUUACCCCUAGAAAUGAGCUGCAAUAACAGGAACAUGAGACUUCGCAAAUCUCUGGAAAAAAAUAUCCAAAUGAAAUUAAGUCUCACUGAACAUUUCAAUCAAGAAUGGCAGGGAUCUAUUUUAUUGAAUAUUCUAGCUACUGUAACAUUGAUAUUUAUUUUUGUUUGACAUUUUAACACUUUGUACUGUAAAGAGUGAACUAUAUAUGAUAGAAAGAGAGAGACAAUAAUUUCUUGCAAAAAAAAAAAAGAGUGAGAGAGAGAUAAAGGAAGAAAGAAAAGAAAGAAGUGGAAUUUAGGAGCAACAUCCUUGGGAAUUUGUGGGGCCAGGAGGUAUUAUUGCUACUUGAACAGGGGACCAGUUUUUUGGCCAUAAGUGGCUGAAGAAGAGCCAGAGCAAGACAUAUGGAUUAUUUUAGAAAACAAAGAACAACAAAGGAAAAGCAAUUCCAGGUAACUUGUGAACAGACCACAUUAAGUUCAACCAGCUUGUCCACACGGGUGAUGGAAAUGGCCUAGAAAAGAUUGAUGACCAGAUACUUGCACCGAAGGUCUUUGAGGGCAUGUGCUUCCUCUAGGAGGAAAAAGACAAC